Messenger RNA from Parastagonospora nodorum SN15, 363 nucleotides. RefSeq lists its product as hypothetical. Lineage: Eukaryota; Fungi; Ascomycota; Dothideomycetes; Pleosporales; Phaeosphaeriaceae. The record is from RefSeq and is a predicted model, not a curated record. Bases 1 to 363 code for a protein of 120 amino acids. The transcript has 2 exons.
AUGUCCGUGAAACCCCCACAAACUCUGGAGAGCCGCAUCUCCGACUUGCUCACCGCAUACCGAGCUCACAACCACGGCCAAACGUACGACAAGAACUUUGCCAAGUUGACCCAGAACAUCGCUUACCUCAUCCGCGAGCGCGAAGCGAACGCCAGUCCAGAUAACGUCUCGAUCGUCAGCGCGACUCGCAUUGACACUAAGCGAGGCCUUGCGCCGAGGGAUAUGCUUGCGGUGCUAUAUCGUGGACGCGAGAAAACGCACAAAAUUGCCGUGGUCCUGAAGCAUGGUGAUGAUGACUGGAUCGGUCUGCUGACUGACGUGGUCGACGUGAAAGUGAAGAUGGCACUGGAAAGCAUGAUGUAA